AAAAGAACAAUAAACAAUAAAUGAAAGCGAGAGCGCAGAGAAUAGAUGACACAGGUUUUGCUUAUUAGCUAGUGGUUGCCCCCUUUAAAGGUUAGGCACAGUUAUUUUCUCAGCUCCCAAACAAGGAUAAAGGGACACAUUCUUCUCUCUCUUCUCAAAUAUUUUUCAAAUAUAUAUAUCUACGUCUCUCUAUAUACAUCUAGAUAUUCUUUGUCCUUAUAAGGACUACUUACUUGUGACUAGGAACCAAAAACUAAAUUUUUUUUCUUCUCUCUUGUUAUACAACAUGGAAAAAGUAAGAGAAGAUAAUUCAAAUUCUGAUGUUCAUGAUCAUCAAGAGGAAGAAGAUGUCUCACUCUGUGAUCUUCCGGUACACAAUUCCCUGAAAGAAGAUAAUAACGACAACAAGCAAUUACGCAUAGAAGAAGAGUACGACGCAAAAAACGACGUCGUUACUAGCAGCAGCAGCAGCGGCGAAACGCAAGAGGAGUUCGCUUUCGGUUCCGUGUGCGGUGGCUCUCUCUCCACGAUGUCCGAAAUGUGCUCCGCCGACGAAUUAUUCUUCCGCGGCCAAAUUCUACCGCUCCGCCUUUCGGUAAGCUCCGACGCUGGCCCGGCUCGGAUAGACCCGACUAAGAGACCCGAGUUCGUGGACCAUGGCUCGUUGGGUGUGUUAAGAAGCAUAAGCAGCCGGAGCAGUAGCUGCAGCAGUAGAAGCACCCAACACUCGUCAAGCAGCACCGCUACCAUAACCAUUACUCGAGUCACUUCUGAGCCAAGGCUGGGAAACCGAAACCAUUUCUUCUACCACCCGAGUCCGAAGCCUCAGAUCCGAGUUUCGAGCGCCCGGUUAGAGCGAGUCGGUAGUACGAAUAGUACUCCCCGGAAGCAUAAAUUUUCGAUGUGGGACUUUUUCCGGCUGGGUUUGGUACGGACACCCGAUAUUGAACUUCAAGAACUGAACAAGGUUAAUUUCAUUCGCAGCAAUAGCAGAGUGAAUAACAAAGGUUCUUCUUCUUCUCCUCCUUCAGUCAGUAGAAAUAACAGCCUUAGUAAUAAUAAUAAUAAUAGCAAUAUUAUUAGUCCUAUUAAAACCAACAAUUCCACUACUACUAAUUCGAAUACUGUGGAGAAGGAUAACGGCGCCGUUUUGAACGUGGAGAAACAGAAGAGUAGGAAAUUCUUAAGUGGAUGCAAGUGCUCGGUAGACGCAGUUGUAGCGCCCAACAUCAUCAUGGUAAAGAGCAAACGUACAACUCCUAAUGCGGGACAUUGUAAUAGUACAAGUGGUGCGAAGCAUAGUAGUAUGUACUCGACGAAAGAGAAGGUAUUGUUGGCACAACAUGUUCAUCGAGAAUCCAAAGCGACGUCGUCGAGGACGAAAAAUGACAAUAAGCAGCAACAUAAUAAUGCAGACCAAAAGCAACGCCAAAAGCAAGUCAUGUCACAUCUCCGAACGUAUGAAUGGUUAAAGGAUCUUUCGCAUGCAAACCUUUCUAUGCAUGUUUAGAAAAGAGGAAGAAGAAGAAGAAUAUUUAGUAGUGUUUGUAGUGUGGUGGGGUUUCGAGAGACUUAAAAAAAGUCUCUUUAGUUUAUAGAAAAGCCUCUUCUUCUUUUUUUUCUUUUUCUUUUUUUGUUCAUUUAUGCAUGCUUGUUCAUUUGAUUUCAUUUGUAAAACACUUUGAACAUUAAUUAAUAAGUUUGAGCAUGCUUAAUGUUA
Molecule: messenger RNA, 1720 nt
Organism: Humulus lupulus (European hop)
Lineage: Eukaryota; Viridiplantae; Streptophyta; Magnoliopsida; Rosales; Cannabaceae
Product: probable membrane-associated kinase regulator 1
Exons: 1
Coding region: 287-1510 (407 amino acids)
Source: RefSeq, a predicted model, not a curated record